CUCUCUCUCAGAUAUUUUUCUGUUCUUCUUUCCCAGCAACAUCAUCUUUCUUUGGCUACAUCUCUUUACUGUAACAUACCUCACAAGUUCCACUAUUGUUAAUUUAGUGCUCCGGCUCGCUAAUUAUGGCUGCUUCAAGAACCUAUGCAGAUGGGCUGAAACUUGCAGUAAUUGUUGCUCUCAUCUUUUGUCUCGCGUUUCUACCACCAAAAUCAGCUCAAGGCUUGGUACUUUCAAGCAACAGUGAGAAUUUGCAGCAGCAAAGGAAGAAUAAGGUGUUGGGUUCAAAGCCUCCAGGUUGUGUAAACAAAUGCUUCAGUUGCAGGCCUUGCAUGGCUACUUUGGUAGUUCCUUCUCACCAAAAGAAGGGUCUUACUUUUAAAGCAUUAUCCCGUGGAGAUGAUCAUGAUGAUGAUGGUUAUUAUCUUCUCUCAUGGAAAUGCAAAUGUGGAGAUAAGCUUUUUCAACCAUGAGCUGUAUACAUGUAAUUAACCAACCUCCCUGUAGGUUCUAGCUAGGUGAAACUUCUUAAUAAUUAUCUAUGUCAAUCUCUGUCAUCUCUUUUUCAUUCCAUAUAUGUCUAACUUAUUGUGUGCCACUGCCACUUCCAGUGAUAAAUGAUCAUUAAUUACAUUAUAA
This is a messenger RNA of Hevea brasiliensis (rubber tree), 639 nucleotides long. RefSeq names its product EPIDERMAL PATTERNING FACTOR-like protein 8. Gene Ontology annotation, biological process: guard cell differentiation; stomatal complex development. NCBI's taxonomy places the organism in Eukaryota, Viridiplantae, Streptophyta, Magnoliopsida, Malpighiales, Euphorbiaceae. The transcript is spliced from 2 exons. The record is from RefSeq and is a predicted model, not a curated record. The coding region runs from base 126 to 473 and encodes 115 amino acids.